Messenger RNA from Varanus komodoensis (Komodo dragon), 3965 nucleotides. It is a transcript of the gene RIN2, whose product is annotated as Ras and Rab interactor 2. Gene Ontology annotation, molecular function: small GTPase binding; guanyl-nucleotide exchange factor activity. NCBI's taxonomy places the organism in Eukaryota, Metazoa, Chordata, Lepidosauria, Squamata, Varanidae. Gene Ontology annotation, biological process: vesicle-mediated transport; signal transduction. The annotation marks the transcript as partial. The transcript is spliced from 5 exons. Gene Ontology annotation, cellular component: endocytic vesicle; cytosol. The record is from RefSeq and is a predicted model, not a curated record.
GACGUGAGCUCGUCCACCUCCUCGUCCGACUCGCUGGAGCUGGAGCGCAGCAUGCCGCUGCUCGCCUGCGACGCCGACUCGGCCAGCAGCCCCGACGACGAGCGCGAGAGCGACCCGGACAGCCCGGCGCCGCCGCCGCCGCUGCUGCAGCCGCGCAAGAGGCGCAGCGCCGCCGCCGCCGCGCUGCCGCGCCUCGUCAAGUCGCAGCUGCGCAAGGUCGGCGGCGUCUUCAGCGCCUUCCGCACGCCCGAGAAGCGCAUGGUCAAGCGGAUCGCCGAGAUGGCCCGCGACAAGCGCACCUACUUCGGCUGCCUCGUCCAGGACUACGUCAGCUUCCUGCAGGAGAACCGCGAGUGCCACGUGUCCAGCACCGACCUGCUGCAGACGAUCCGGCAGUUCAUGACCCAGGUCAAGAGCUACUUGGCGCAGAGCUCCGAGCUGGACCCCCCCAUCGAGUCCCUGAUCCCGGAGGACCAGAUAGAUGUGGUGUUGGAGAAAGCCAUGCACAAAUGCAUCCUGAAGCCCCUUAAGAACCACGUUGAUGUGAUGCUGAAGGAUUUCCAUACGGCCGACGGCUCCUGGAAGCAACUGAAAGAAAACCUCCAACUGGUCCGACAACGAGACCCUCAGGAGCUGGGAGUGUACGUCCCAACACCGGACUUUGUAGACGUUGAGAAGAUUAAAGUCAAGCUCAUGACAAUGCAGAAGAUGUACUCACCUGAGAAGAAGGUCCUUUUGCUCCUCCGUGUUUGCAAGCUGAUUUAUACUGUGAUGGAGAACAAUUCAGGAAGGAUGUACGGCGCCGAUGACUUCCUGCCCGUGCUGACCUACGUCGUGGCUCAGUGCGACAUGCUGGAGUUAGAUGCUGAAAUCGAGUACAUGAUGGAGCUUCUGGACCCGUCCCUGCUGCACGGAGAAGGGGGCUACUACUUGACAAGUGCGUACGGAGCGCUCUCGCUGAUCAAGAAUUUCCAAGAAGAGCAAGCUGCCCGGCUGCUGUGCUCGGAAGCGCGGAACACCCUCCGGCAGUGGCACAAGCGACGGACGACGAACAGAACGAUCCCGUCUGUGGACGAUUUCCAGAACUACCUGCGUGUUGCAUUCCAGGAAAUAAACAGCGGUUGCACAGGGAAAACCUUGCUGGUGAGACCUUAUAUUACUACGGAAGAUGUUUGCCGGCUGUGUGCUGAAAAAUUUAAAGUGGACAAUCCCGAGGACUACAGCCUGUUCCUUUUUAUUGACGACACCUGGCAGCAGCUGACCGAGGACACUUACCCCCAGAAGAUCAAAGCCGAGCUCCACAGCCGACCCCAGCCACAGGUUUUCCACUUCGUUUAUAAGCGCAUCGACAGCGAUCCGUAUGGAGCCAUUUUCCAGAAUGACAACAGCAACCACGCUUUGUAAGGCCGACACGCUUGCUGUCGGGCUUUUAGGUCCCCGAAAACCUCCUUUCCCUGCCCGCCAGCUGUUCCUGGAAUGGCGCGGUUUAGAGGGCUCUCAACCAAAUGCCUCGUGAGGACGGAAACAACUCUGCUUCUCAGCUGUGCGCAACAGACACACACUCCUCGCUCGGGCUGGCUCAACAGUGCACAUGCUGCAGCUGAACCGGACUUCACGGAUCCAUGACAUCCACCAAUAUAUUGCAAUAUGUCCAGCUGCAUAUUCACAUUGUGAUGGGCUUGUAUCCUUAUUUCCAGCACUGUUUUCAGUCUGAGUUGGCCGGACCUCUGCAAACUAGCCGCUGGGCUGUGUAUUUCGGCCUCCUCGCAAAGCUGCCCAAUGCCAGGCACCAGUAAACUGUUGCAUAGAUGGCAGCAGCCUUCUCUAAAAUAGCAUUUUUUAUUUUACAGAAGGCGACCUUUUAUAUAUUUCUUAAAAUUUUUAUAGCAGUUGCAGGUAAACUGUCGUGGUUCAUUCUUAAGCUAUUUUUAAGCUAUAAAAUAUUCUAUAUGCAUGUGAUUUUUAACAUUUAAUAUACAAACCAAAUAAAUCUCUUGCUGGUUUUAGAGUACUACAUUGAAAAUAUCCGUGAGGAUUUUCCUUUUGCUUUUUUCUACCCUGACUUAGGGUUCUUUUUUUAAAAAAAACAACUUUUUAAAAUAGAAACACUGAUAAAAGUCUAUAAACAAUUUGUAUUUCUCACAUAGGCUGCCCAAAGCUCACUACAACCCUCAUGUCCCACUUUCUGAAUCAAAGUUUGUGUACUGCUAUCUUGAACAGAUGGAUAUAUUUAAAGAGAUGGGGAAUGUGAAAGAGCUGGACGUAGAAAGCAAGCUAGUGAGAGGGCUUACAGAAACUCCUUGACAAAUAAAAUAUUCUAGGCUAGGGGAUGGCGUUUAAGAUGACUUAACCCAGUUUAGUUGCUCUUUAAUACAUGUUAACCAGCAUUGUCGUAUGUAGACUGAAGCUGACGAUCGAGGACAGCUGAUAGCAGAUUGCGUUCUCCGGCGGUGCGGAGUGCCGGCUCCGCAUUUGUUGGACACUGCGAAGGGACAAAACGAGGACAUAAAUAAAAAGGUGGUAUUUCGAACCCUAGUCUGCUGGCUCAGGCUAUCUGUAUAAACAUGAGUAAAGGAGGUUAUAAAAAGUUCAGUUUGAAAGUCACAGAUAUUUUAGGUGUGCAAAUACUGAUCUGACCUCUGUUGUAUUAAAUGCAGCAGCAAAAUGAGUUGAUGCAUUUAAUGGUUUCAUUGGCAAGUGCCAUCCAAUACAUUUUUAAUGGCUUAAAAGGUCAGUCAUUUUCUUUAGGUAUUUAGAUGUAAAUUGUUGGUUUCUCUGCAUCUGAAGGCAACAGAAAACAGACGCUUCGGGUUUAGUACAGGAUGGCAUGGAGUGUUACUGUAAUUUGCAAACCCCCACCUGCAGAAAUAAGCCAACCUGCAAAUGGAAAACGAGCUCAUCCUGUGCUGGGUGUUGUUUUUACUUGCGGGAUGUGUGUGUGUGUGUGGCAUUACACAGAGAAGUAGCCAAGAAAAGUAUUCCUCUGCCUGAAAUUUUACGACGACUCAAAUUACCUCUAGUUCCUCAUGCAGGGAAGCUUUUGGGCUGCAGACUUAAUUGCAGAAACGGGGGAGUGGGUCCUGUUAUUCGGUGAAAAUGACUGCAGGAAAUGGGAAGGGUUGGGCUGUUACGAAUGGAAAGACAAUUUGAGAUCCAGUGUGCCAGUUGGAAGUGUUCUGCUCUUCCCAGCAGAACACUGAGGUCUGGGAACUUGACCUCUUCAAAAUACUUAAAACCACAGAGGUGAAACAGGGCCAGUUUCUAGUAACACAAGAGGUAUUUCUUUCCAGCCUUAAGUACCGAGAGCUCUUCUGUGCUGGGUGUGACUUGGAAUGAGGCAAAUCUUACUCCCCAGGCUGCCGGAGCAGGGAGAAAGGCACCGGGUAGGGGAUCUUUUCUGCGAACAAGUUAAAUUCUCCGCGAAGUUCAAGAAGCCGUCUGGGGGAGUGCACGGUGGCUAUUUUUGUAUGGCAGGCUUAAGCGAAGCAUCAACCGACCCAGAGGCUUAGGUAGCCGAGUCUUUAAAAUUCCUGGGCAAUGCCAAGUCCGUUUCUGAUGGCGGCUUCGCACAAUCCAGAAAUUCCGGGCAUCAGAGCUGGUCAGCCCGCAAUGGGCAACCCGGGAACCCCUUGAAUCUGCUCCUCCUCUUUGCAGGGUGUGGGGCAGAAGCAGUUGGAGGCCGGGGCGGUGAGAAUGCCACUCCCUGAGAGGGGGUGCCUUCCCCAGGGGCCCCCCAAGCCUGGAGCCGGGAUGAGGGCUUGAUCUCUUUCAAGCUAUGUGGCUUCUCUCCCGGGUUACAUUCUUAACCGCGCGGUCUUCUCACUCCAGGGUGAUGAGAUGAAUGUGGCCGCCCGGCUCUGCAAGUAUGUUCUAUAUGUAAAGAUGUGUAUGUUUCCGUUGAUUUGCUACAUGUAUUUAUGUUGUAUUUCAUUUUGUAAAUGAUAAAGCAGUAGUUUUGCACAGAA